GGAGCGGGACGCACAGAAGACAGAGUGAUGAAGAAGUCUAAGAAGGAGCAGCACACCGCGAAGAAGACAGACAAACUUGGAGAUAGCACGGAGAAAGAGACGAAAUACGUGCAGUCGCGUGCGUUGAGUGAUUUGCCAUCAUCAGACAUAGAGCAUUUUCUCACUGAGAACACGAUCAAGGUCACGGACACUGGAGAAGAUGCCGCGAACCUGCGACCAAUCCUGUCAUUUUCACAUCUUCCUCCCUGCGACGGCAAACUUUACGAUCCUCUGAGUUCUUUCAGCUCUCCUACCGCCAUUCAGUCGACAACUUGGCCUUUGCUAUUUUCCGGUCGCGAUGUGAUUGGUAUUGCUGAGACCGGUAGCGGCAAGACUCUUGCAUUUGGACUGCCCUGUCUGAAGAAAUUACAUGACACUAAGCGGAAGUGCAAUAAAAGGCCUUCUCAACCAAUGGCGGUCAUUAUCUCACCAACCAGGGAGCUGGCGAAACAGAUUCAUGACCAGCUUGUCAAAUUUGCCAAACCAAUGGGCGUCGAAGUAGCCUGCAUUUUUGGUGGUGUCGGAAAAGAUGAACAGCGCGAAGCUCUGAAGACUGCACCGAUUGUUGUCGCUACGCCCGGUAGAUUGAAGGAUCUCCAAAACGACGGAUCGGUCGAUCUUGCAAAGGUCAAGUACCUUGUCUUGGAUGAAGCCGAUCGUAUGUUGGAUAAAGGAUUUGAACAAGACAUCAAGGACAUUAUCCUUCCUAUGUCUACAUCCAGACGGCAGACCGUCAUGUUCACAGCAACGUGGCCCCCAGUUGUCCGAAAUCUUGCCACGACAUUUAUGAAGACGCCCGUUACUGUUACAAUUGGCGGGGAUCCAUCAGCGGAUCCCCGUGCGAAUACGAGAAUCAAACAGGACGUUGAGGUCAUUCAACCGCAUGAGAAAGAACAGAGACUUGUCCAACUACUCAAUCAGAGUCAGCGAGGCCCCAAGCCGCCUAAAGUCUUGGUUUUCUGUUUGUAUAAGAAGGAAGCAGUUCGUGUUGAGAGGCUUCUUCGGAACAAGGGAUUCAAGGUUGCGGGCAUACAUGGCGACCUUGGCCAGCAAGAACGAUUCAGGAGUCUUGAGGCAUUUAAAAGUGGAGCUGCUACUGUUCUUGUCGCCACAGAUGUGGCAGCUCGCGGACUGGAUAUUCCUGCUGUCAAACUUGUUAUCAACGUUACAUUCCCACUCACAGUCGAAGAUUAUGUACAUCGAAUUGGGCGGUAAGUGGUUAUGGCAUUGAAACAGGCACAUGCGCUAGCUAGCGGGAUCUCGACUGACAUAUUCUAAAGAACUGGUCGUGCAGGGGCCGAAGGACAUGCCAUUACCCUUUUCACCGAGUUGGAUAAGGCACAAUCUGGAGGGUGAGUUCUGUCCUUAUCAUAAACGCAACCUGGGCACCUAUGCCUGUACCGUUUUAUCUCACAGUGCUGAUACUUCGUAGGUUGAUCAACGUGCUCAAAGCAGCCAAGCAGGACGUGCCAGAAUCCCUUCUCAAGUUUGGUUCGACAGUCAAGAAGAAGCAACAUGACGCCUAUGGGGCAUUCUUCAAGGACGUCGACACGAGCAAAGCAGCAACUAAGAUAGUCUUUGAUGACUGACG
Molecule: messenger RNA, 1630 nt
Organism: Aspergillus saccharolyticus JOP 1030-1
Lineage: Eukaryota; Fungi; Ascomycota; Eurotiomycetes; Eurotiales; Aspergillaceae
Gene: dbp3
Product: RNA-dependent ATPase DBP3
Exons: 1
Coding region: 28-1254 (408 amino acids)
Biological process (GO): rRNA processing
Cellular component (GO): nucleolus
Molecular function (GO): RNA binding; RNA helicase activity; ATP binding
Source: RefSeq, a predicted model, not a curated record